Sinocyclocheilus rhinocerous is the source of this 1646-nucleotide messenger RNA. Its product is annotated as beta-1 adrenergic receptor. Gene Ontology annotation, cellular component: membrane. NCBI's taxonomy places the organism in Eukaryota, Metazoa, Chordata, Actinopteri, Cypriniformes, Cyprinidae. Gene Ontology annotation, molecular function: trace-amine receptor activity. The transcript has a single exon. Gene Ontology annotation, biological process: G protein-coupled receptor signaling pathway. The record is from RefSeq and is a predicted model, not a curated record. Bases 175 to 1236 code for a protein of 353 amino acids.
UCAUGAAAAAGUGUGAAAAUAUUCAUAAUUAUAUCAUUGCUCUUGGCAGGAGUGAAUUUCUCAAUCUGGAAAGACCACCAUGCGCUGGUCGCCGUGCCUUGCCUCGCCUCCGAGCAAAGAGGAGAAAUCCCACUGUGCUACUGUGACAGGAAUUUUACGCGCAGCUGAACAAGGAUGCCAGAGGAACUCGCAAACUGCAGUGUGUGUUGCUGUACCACGACCAAUAAGAUACUCAUGGUGGUCUUCAUGAUAUCACUGAUAAUUGCUAUACUCUUCGGAAACCUCUUGACAUUAGCAGUGGUCUUUGGAACGAAACACUUCCACACUCCACAGGGUUAUUUAAAAGCCUCACUGGCCGUGGCAGACCUGGCUGUGGGAAUUUUUGUGGUGCCCGUAUCCGUUUACGCAGAAGUAUCUCUCAUGAUCUACAAUUCAAUGCCAGAGUGGACUGCACGCAAUUCCCAAACCACACCUUUCCACCCGUGCAAUUUCAUCGGGCCUGUAUUUGCGGGAUGCACUUUAGUUUCCAUUACAACCAUUUUCCUCCUGACCAUUGAAAGGAGCAUUGCCGUUUUGAGGCCACUGCACAAGGAAUCAGUCAUAACUAAAAAGAGAACAAACAUACUAAUAGUCUUUUCCUGGAUGGGCAGUUUUUUCCUGGCAAUAUCUCCACUGGUUUUCAGCGAUGAAAUCGCGCUGGAGUACAAUCCUUGCAGCCGCAUGUGCAAUUACGCGCUUGGAAGCGCAGACUUUCCAUCCCACACUUGGAACAUUCUCUUACUCUUCCCUGCCUUUGACUUUACACUGCUCGGAGGUACUGUUGUCAUCAAUAUUAUAUCCCUCACCACAAUCCGCCAGCAUUCAAAAAGAAGAAAACAUCUCGCAGAGACCGAGAGUCAAAGCUCAACGAAACCAACCUUCUCCGACAUCAAGGCUGCCAAGACAAUAGGCACUCUGACGCUGGCUUUCACCGCUUCUUUCACUCCCAUCGCCGUGUUUGUAGUUGGAAAUGUGUUGGGAAACGAAUGGUGCAAUUUUGCGUUUUUUGCCUUUUGGAUUUUGACCUCGAACAGCUGCUGUAAUGUUAUUAUAUAUGGUGUGCGAGACCAGAAGUUUAGAAGUCGCGCGUAUCAGCUGCUUGUAUCCGCUCAGUUGAACACCGCGCCUAAAAAGACGGAGUAUGAAAAUACUGUAAAUGGGGGGAAAGACAAUGAGGAAAUAGUCAAGCAAUCCUAAUUAAUGAUAUAACUGAGCAGUAGCCCGAUUUAGGUGGUGCUAACUGUAUUUAUUACAGGCCCCAUAAGCUACAGUAGUAUCUGGUUUCUAGCUGAACAUUAGAUGGACCAAGCUGGUUAAAAUGGCUUAUAGCUGGUUUGUUGCUGGUCCAAGGUCUACCAGACCAGCUAGAAACACAGCUGUCAUCUUAACCUGCCAGCUUUCCAGUCCCCCUGGAUGAACUUGAGGUCAAGAUACAUUGAGGAUAUGGAUCAUUCCUUGUAAUCAAACCUACAAUGUUUUGAUUGUCAGCUUAGAUCUCCAACCAUUAGGCCACAAAAUGCCUAUUGAUGCCAGUGUUAUUUAAUGCCUUCAUAACCACCUAUUAAAGGGAUAGUUCACCCAAAAAUGAAAAUUCUGUCAUCAUUUAC